AUGAUAUUCCCAGUAGAGCGGCCUGACCAGAGGGCUCUGAUCUCAUGCGCGGUCAUUUUCAGUAUCCUUCCCACCAUCGCAGUCGGGCUGCGGCUCUUGGCCAAACGUAUGUCCAACAGGAAGAGGGACUUGAGUGAUUAUCUCAUGAUUGCUGCUUGCAUCAAUGUCGUUGCUUAUCAGGCCCUCAACAUUUCCAGUGUUCUUGCCGCAGGAGGCGGUUAUCACGUGGCAGAGUUGCAGGAUCGGUUCCAUUUUGAGUCAGGUCCGAAAGUAUUCUUGCAGAUGAUACUUGCCCAACAGAUAGUCUGGGCCACAAGUCUUACAUUGUCCAAAACGUCAAUACUCACUCUUUACUCGAAGAUAUUCACCGUCAGCUAUUUUAUUGUAGCAGCUCAAAUUACCGCAGUCGUGAUUUUUCUUUGGAUGUUAGUGGUCAUCUUGGGAUCGUUUCUCAUCUGCCAGCCUCUGGCAUAUAAUUGGGAUCAGACAAUCGAUGGACACUGCGGCAGCUCUAUCACAUUGUGGAUGUGCCAUGGGGUCCUCAAUAUUGUGACGGACCUCAUUGUCCUGCUGCUCCCUAUGCCAUACAUUUACAGCCUCGAGCUGGCGCUGUACAAGAAGUUGGUGUUGAUGUUCACGUUUAGCUUGGGACUAUUUGUUGCCAUCAUCAGCGCUAUCCGCCUAUAUUCCAUCCUGCACGUAGACAUGACCGACGUUACCUAUACAAUUUUGAUGCCUAUUUUGUGGAGCGCCCUGGAGCCAUGCUUAGCCAUCACGCUCGCAUGUAUCCCUCUUCUUCGUCCGCUGCUAGGAGGAAGGUACACACCAACAGGAACGGCCAAGUUGGGACCACCAACCAUGAAAUCUCGAAACGUCACUCAGAAACAGAAGCGACGCUUCAGUCGUUUGGAACACGAGGACGAGCAUUGCAUCACAGGGCUGGCUGACGACGGAUCGCAGCUGAGACCCGAGUCUAUCCGCUAUGCUGUCAUUAGUCGUCACAGCACAAUCGACACGAAAACGGACUCUGACAUUGAGUUGGGCGCCAUUUCUAUCAAAAGGGACUGGAGAGUAGAGAAGACCGAGAGUUGA
Molecule: messenger RNA, 1092 nt
Organism: Diaporthe amygdali
Lineage: Eukaryota; Fungi; Ascomycota; Sordariomycetes; Diaporthales; Diaporthaceae
Exons: 6
Coding region: 1-1092 (363 amino acids)
Source: RefSeq, a predicted model, not a curated record